AUGGAAGACUCCAAGACAGUGGUUGAAGAUCUAGCCCCCCCGGCGGUGUCUCCUACUGUCAAGUCUGGGAAAGAGUCUGACUCUAACAGGAAAGGAAUUUCCUCUGUUCCAAUGGAGAUACUAAAUCUGAUUGAAACAGAGGUUAUAUUGAGUGCACAUGAAGAAGAUGUACCGAGAACUUUGGUCGACGCGAUUGAUCAAAGCGCGUCUUCCGAGGGCCGCCAAACCCACUCCAGUCUCCCGGGAUGGAGGCGUAUCUGUGUCUGCGGUGAACGAUACGAAGAAACAAUGGAUGUUAUGAGAUGUCGAGAGAAGGUGAUGGCUGAGGUUAGCGGUAGAGAGGCACAAAAGUACCUGCUUAAGCACUUUGGCUUGACAACGGCAGUAAUUAGCACACCACUUAAGCAUUCAAUUGUACUCUUGAUCCUACCGUCCAAGGUUCUUGCUAGUUAUCCUCACGAUAUAUCGGAGCUUACAGGGGGGCGACUUCCAUUAUCCAAAACCCAUCUCAGUAGGGUGUCCUCUCAUCCACCUGUUACAACCCCACUAGUGACUCCUUCUGAUGACUUCAUUGCUCAUCUUCAUCCGGGGAUGUUUGCCCAGCAUCACUGGCGCCUCAGGAACCAGAACUACGGAAUUAGAGCAUCUCUAAUCGAUCCGGAUUACACAUUUCUGACCGAAGGUAUGAUAAGAAGAAUUCGAUGGUGCGUCGAAGAGUUGGUGUUGUGGAAAGCUGUCCGAGUUGCCCGUGAAGAACUGGGGUAUGAAGAACUCACGCGCAUAGAGCAUUUCAAUAUGACUCUGUUAUCUGACAAGGAACACGUCAAUAACCCGAAAGAGAAAAAAAUCAUAGGAGAUAAUCGCACUAACAAGCAUCUCAAGGAGAGACCGCUCCAGGGUCAAGAUACGGAGAAGCAAGCAAACGCUUUGAAAGUACAGGAACGAAAGUAUUGGGGCACAGCUAUCAAGCCGUCUCUGUGGUUAUUGGAGGAGUUGACAUACGAGCCUUAA
This is a messenger RNA of Morchella sextelata, 1011 nucleotides long. RefSeq lists its product as uncharacterized. The record is from RefSeq and is a predicted model, not a curated record. The coding region runs from base 1 to 1011 and encodes 336 amino acids. Lineage: Eukaryota; Fungi; Ascomycota; Pezizomycetes; Pezizales; Morchellaceae. The transcript is spliced from 3 exons.